UGAGACGGAAUCCGGACGAAGGAAAUUAGCAAAUUUGCCACGCCCAUCGUCCACGUGGAAAAACGCCGCUCACAAAGACGCUUGACAAAGAGAGAGAUAUGGCACAGCUAACAGUCAAAAAGCGGAGAAAGUACAGCAAGAAGAGCAAGAAAAACCUCAGGAAAUACACGGACAUACGCGACGUGGAAGAGUUUCUGGAAGAGCAGAGAUUCCAGGAGAGAACUGGUGGACUGGUAUCUGAGAAGAAAGACGAGCAGCUGUUCUUUGUUCAGAGUGAGGCAACUUCAGCAGAGGACAGGAAGAAGCCCUCUAGGGCCGAGUUACGCAAGAGGCCACUCAGGAGCCUCUCUCAUCUCUACGGUGACCCUGUCAUUAACGGGACAAACGAACCCACGAACCCGGUCGGAAGUGUCGCCAAUGUGCGUGAGGCCAAGGCUAGGAGGUUGCUGUUGGGAGGGACUGCAAGUGACUCCAGUGAGGAUGAGGCAGAGUUUGACGCGGGCUCACGGUUCUCUGUAAGGAGACAGAGGGAGACCAGAGAGCUGGUCAGAGCCGUCCACAGGAGGUUAAAGAAGUCAGCGCUAAAGCCUGUUAUGCAAGAUAUAUGGGCCGUCGAAGGCAACAGUGAGCUCUAUACUCUCGAUAACGUAUUCGCUCUUGACUUGGAUGUCGCGACGCUUUCUGCAGCAUUAUCAGCCAAAGAUGUUCCAGAUGAGCAUUUCCUAAGAGUCACAAGGAAGCUGCCAGUAAAGAAGCCGGUGUCAGUGGGUGGUAGACCGUCAGGACUGGACAGUGUUCCCCUCCCACCUCCUGGGUCCUCUUACAACCCUGCCUUUGACGACCACCAGGAGCUGUUGAGGAGUGCAGUGGAUGUGGAGGAAGCUCGACUGGCAGCUGACAUGAAGAUCAACAAGAGACUGGAGGCCAUGGAGCCCAUGACAGCCACUCAGAGAGAGAAAGUGUGGCAGGACGAGAUGAUAGAGGGGUUGAUUGAGGAGAAGGAGGAGGAGGAGGAGGAGGAGAGGAGACAGGGGACGUAGUGGUGGCUCACAGGAGACCAACUGUGGCUGGAGAGAGGAAGACACACCAGAAGAGGAGGAGGGAGGAGGAGAGGAGCCUGAAAGAGAAGCAGAAACUGGCUGCAAAGAUGCUAAAGUCCAGGAUGAAUGAUGUCUACAGGCUGCGGUCAUUGAGGAAGGCCAUAGAGAAGAGAGAAGGAGAAACUAUUGAGAAGAGGAGAAAAAGACAACUCUCAAAGAAGGAAGAGUCGUUGCAUACGAAGCGUCUCGGCAAGCUAUCUUAUGUGGAUGCUGAGAUCGAUGUACAACUGAGCUCCGAAAUCACUGGAGCACUGAGGAGUCUCAAGUGUGAGGGUAGUCUGGCUAGAGACAGGUACAAGAGUCUGCAGAAGAGAAACGUCAUUGAGCCAAGGGAGAGAGUCAGGGCACACCGCAAGUACAAGCUGAAGGUCAAGGAAAAGCGAUCGAAAAGGUUACCGGAAGAAAUCGGAGCGAGUUACUUCCACAGCAGAAAGUAAUUUUAAUUUUUAUGUGAACGUCUAUGUAUAUGCAAUAAUAUUAUAAUACCAUGGGUGAUCACUUGGUGGAGUGCGAUGGGCAAUUGUAAAACUCUAUUUCGACAAGCUCCUUAGAACGUCUUCAGGUAUCUUUGCCCUGAGGUCUUCCAGACCCUUCAUGCCAACCAGGACCCCCUGUGAGUUCAUGCAGCGUUGAACGAACCCCGAUUGGUCCCCUGUGCUGGGGACGGGGGUCACGGGGUCGUACACGAGGUCCCGCCCGUGAACGUCUGUCACGGCUCCGCCCGCUGCUCUAACGAUGGCGUCCCCGGCACAAGUGUCCCAUCUCUUUGUACCCGGGCUGGGGUAGAUGUAGGCGUCGACCACGUUCUCGAGAACCAUCAAUAUCUUGUUCCCUGCACCUCCAGCUAUCACCUUCUCCUUGGCCUGAAGACAUUCGGUGACUCUCUCCACAGUCCCCGAGUAGUGAGACCGAGACACCGCCAGCCGGAGUCCCCCAUGUUCGGGGGAGGGGCGGGGUACAAUACCCCGUACCCCGAGCCCGAGCAUACCCCAGACCGUGCGACCCUGCUGAGCUGUCGGGAGGCCAGCCAUGGUGCCGUAGAAUGGCUGGUGAAUGACUCCUGCAACUGGCUUUCCCUCCACUGCUAUCCCCACCAGCACCGUCACAUCUUCAUGGAAACCUGCCAGCAAGCAAACAAUAAGAUUUCUGCAUAUAUAUACCUCAGUGGCAGUUUCAGACCCUAUUAUGAGUAUAUACCCAGUUUGAAGUUGGACUACAAGAGUAUAUACCCACGUG
Geodia barretti is the source of this 2336-nucleotide messenger RNA. NCBI's taxonomy places the organism in Eukaryota, Metazoa, Porifera, Demospongiae, Tetractinellida, Geodiidae. The record is from the annotation of a GenBank genome assembly.